Molecule: messenger RNA, 441 nt
Organism: Thlaspi arvense
Lineage: Eukaryota; Viridiplantae; Streptophyta; Magnoliopsida; Brassicales; Brassicaceae
Source: the annotation of a GenBank genome assembly
GACGACCACAAUUAGCUAAUAAUGGUUACAAAGACAUCAAGUUUCGUUUCCCUUCUUCUGUCUUUGUUUAUUUUGCUCUUACUUGUAUCAUCUCAAGUUGGAGUGAUCGAGGCCAAACGUCGCCAACAAGGGAACGAAUUAAGCUUGGAUUGUGUUCCUCUUCCUCCUCCUCCUCCUCCUCCCAUCGCUCGACCUCCUAUCUUUUUGCCACCCUCUAAAUCGCCAAAAGGAAAAGGUCCAUAACCCUAUGUCCAUUUCCAGAAGUUACUGAUAAUUUAAAGAAAGUGUGUAAGAAGAAUAGUAAGGUUAUUUUCAAACAAACAAAAAAAAGAAUGGUCAAAAUAAUCUUAUUGUAGUUGGACUUCUGCAGAAAUGCUGGACCAUUUUAAUAAUAAAUAUUUGGAAUUGUUUUAUUUAAUCUUAUAGAAAUAGAUCUCUGUA